This is a messenger RNA of Dentiscutata erythropus, 567 nucleotides long. Lineage: Eukaryota; Fungi; Glomeromycota; Glomeromycetes; Diversisporales; Gigasporaceae. The record is from the annotation of a GenBank genome assembly.
AUGAGCAAUGAUACAAGUAUCAAGUUCGAGUUUAAUCAGGUACAACAACAGGUACUCGCGACUGGUAAUGUGUCUAUCGAUAAUAUCGACAAUCGUCGUUCAACUGGAAAACAUUUCCGAAAUGAUGAAGAGGAAACAACGGGUGAUGUAAUCCCACUGGAGCAGACGAAAAAGCUUCCUUGUGAGUUUAAAACUCCCCAAAUAAAGAGACCGAGAAAUGUUCCCUCUAUGAAUAAUCUGCAACAAGAAUCAAUUGUUGACACUGGGCUGACAACUAGCGAUGAACUUAAUACCGAAAAAUCAGGAGAGGUAAAUGGGCUGACAACUAGCGACGAACUUAAUACCAAAAAAUCAGGAGAGGUAAAUGGGCUGACAACUAGCGACGAACUUAAUACCGAAAAAUCAGGAGAGGCAAAAACGUUUGGUGUUUCAUUUGACGAGUUUAUUGACUCAGACAAAAGUGAGGUAACUGAGCCAAGUGAAGUUCUUGAGGAUGAGAACGAUGAGGAAGUAAAGUUUGAUCUUAAUGAUAUAUCAAGAGAAUUACAGCGCGAGCCAGCAGUUAAA